UUAAUCAAAAAAUUAUAACGUCAAAAUUUAAAAACGCUGUGUCUUUUUUCUUAAUUCUGCUUUAGUUAAUAAUAUUCCAAAUUUUAGUAUAUUUGGUAUAUUUAAUAAGAAAAAUUAUUAGAUAAAAUUCACAUUUCAUAUGCUCAAGAUUUAUCAUUCUUUUAUAUCAAGUAUUAGAAUAAUUUGGAGGAAAUUUUCAAAGAAAUAUGAUACCGGAGUAUUAGGAGACUUGGGAUCAGGAGCAGGCAAAGGUGGAGGAGGUGGAGGAUCAAUCAGGGAAGCAGGAGGACCAUUUGGAAAAGCUGGCGCAGCUAGAGAAGAAGAGUAUUUUCACAAAAAACAAAAAGAAUUAUUAAGCGAAUUAAAAGACAAACUAACUGAAGAGAACGCUUUAAGAGAAAAUGAAAUUAAGAAACACCAAAGCGCAAUCAAAAGAAAUAAACGCAUAGCUGAAGAAAUUGAGGAAGAAAUAGAUGAUAAUAAAAGCUGUUCAUAAGGAGAAACAAAAACAAAUUUCAAUGUAUAAGAAAUAGACACAUUAAAAAAUUAUCAGUUUU
Messenger RNA from Sitophilus oryzae (rice weevil), 557 nucleotides. RefSeq names its product ATPase inhibitor mai-1, mitochondrial-like. Gene Ontology annotation, cellular component: mitochondrion. The transcript is spliced from 2 exons. Bases 140 to 496 code for a protein of 118 amino acids. Gene Ontology annotation, molecular function: ATPase inhibitor activity. NCBI's taxonomy places the organism in Eukaryota, Metazoa, Arthropoda, Insecta, Coleoptera, Curculionidae. The record is from RefSeq and is a predicted model, not a curated record. Gene Ontology annotation, biological process: negative regulation of ATP-dependent activity.